Molecule: messenger RNA, 780 nt
Organism: Alternaria hordeiaustralica
Lineage: Eukaryota; Fungi; Ascomycota; Dothideomycetes; Pleosporales; Pleosporaceae
Exons: 2
Coding region: 1-780 (259 amino acids)
Source: RefSeq, a predicted model, not a curated record
AUGCGAAGAGAAGAGCCUCUCUUGAGCCGUGUCUGGGUCCUCCAGGAACGUGUCCUGGCACGCCGCACGGUACACUUCGCGAGCUACCAAAUGCAAUGGGAGUGCUCAGAGCAAGUCCUUACCGAAGACGGAUACAUCGAAGACUAUAAAGCAUGUGAAGAGAUCUCGCUGGAACGGAUCGCCCAGGGACUCAAGAGCAUGAAGGACGCGCCAGUGCUCCGAGACACUCAACGAUCUCAGAACGCAGAGGUCACUUGGAGGUUCAACCCGGCAUGGCGCGUAUGGUCGCGCUUGAUCGAAGAGUACACGUCUCGCAACAUGACCUUUCAAACCGACAAACUACCCGCACUUUCUGGUGUCAUAUCGGCGCUACAGAAGCUCACUGGCGACGUCUGCCUUGCCGGUAUCUGGAAAAGCUGGUUCCUUCAAGGCCUACUUUGGCGCCUGCAGAUACCCGACUGGGACGAAUACGUCUUCUUUCCCAAGAUGCCACAGCGAACCGACGCUUGGAGAGCUCCGUCAUGGUCAUUUGCGUCUGUUGAAGGCGUCGUAGUCUAUAAUGCGCUUGACCACGAUCCUGGCCGGGAGACAUGCGCGGAACUGCUGGAAUGCGACGUUUGCCCCAAGGGAGUCAAUCCACUCGGAGAAUUAACCACGGGAUUUGCGAAGAUCAAGGCACCGGUCGCUUCAGUGUUCGAUGUAUCGCCCGAGGUAGAAGAGACCGGAAGAGGAUGUAAAGUCCGCAUGACGAACGGCAGACUUGCAGAAGGUAGUGCAUAG